GUCUGUUUUUGUAACAUAACUUGGCAAGUCUGCUUCUUCAACUUUUCUCCUCUCUAAGCAAAAUCUAACUCCUUCCCUUCCAAAUAAACACCAACACCAUCUCCACCAUUUCUCAUCACAACACAACAAUUUCUCCUCCAUUUCUCUUCAAUUCUCAGAGCACCAUGGAUCUCCCCAUCUAUGGUGUCUCCAAGUUCCUCAGUACUCUCCUCCUCAUUCUCCUCCUCUCUGCAUCAUCUUCCUCAGCAUUGCCUCCGUCUUCUAAUUCCACAAUCAGCUCCAACUCAGUCCUGGUUGCUCUUCUUGACUCCCAUUAUACUGAGUUAGCCGAACUCGUUGAGAAGGCGCUUCUUCUUCAAACCCUAGAGGAAUCUGUCGGUAGACAUAAUAUUACCAUUUUUGCUCCGAGAAAUGAAGCUUUGGAGCGUCAGCUUGACCCCGAGUUCAAGCGGUUUUUGCUUGAACCUGGUAAUCUUAAGUCUCUUCAGACUCUGUUGAUGUUUCACAUUAUACCUAAACGACUUGGAUCCCAUGACUGGCCGGUUCUUAAAGCUAAGCCCGCUAAGCAUACCACUCUCUGCAACGAUCAUCUUCAUUUAAUUACUAAAUCUUCCGGCAAGAAAGCCGUCGACAGUGCCGAGAUUCUCCGGCCCGACGAUGUUAUCCGACCCGACGGAGUUAUCCAUGGGAUUGAGCGGCUUUUAAUUCCGCAAUCUGUUCAAGAAGACUUCAACCGGAGAAGAAAUCUCAGAUCUAUUUCAGCUGUUUUACCAGAGGGCGCACCGGAGGUGGAUCCGAGAACCCACAGGUUAAAGAAACCGGCAGCUGCCCAAGUUCCAGUGGGUGCACCUCCUGUUCUACCCAUUUUCGACGCAAUGUCACCGGGUCCUUCACUAGCUCCGGCGCCGGCUCCGGGACCCGGCGGGCCUCACCAUCAUUUCGACGGUGAGAGUCAGGUUAAAGACUUCAUCCAAACACUUCUGCUGUACGGUGGGUAUAACGAAAUGGCUGAUAUUUUGGUUAACUUGACUUCACUGGCUACUGAAAUGGGUCGGCUAGUUUCAGAAGGGUAUGUUUUAACGGUGUUAGCGCCCAACGAUGAAGCUAUGGCUAAGCUAACGACGGACCAGUUAAGCGAACCGGGUGCGCCGGAGCAGAUUAUAUACUACCAUAUCAUACCGGAGUAUCAAACGGAGGAAAGUAUGUACAAUGCGGCCAGAAGAUUUGGGAAAAUUAAGUAUGACACUUUGCGUUUGCCGCAUCAGGUUAUUGCCCAAGAGGCGGACGGGUCUGUCAAAUUCGGAUCCGGUGACGGGUCUGCUUAUUUGUUUGAUCCGGAUAUCUACACUGAUGGGAGAAUUUCAGUUCAAGGAAUUGACGGUGUUUUGUUCCCGGAGGAGGAGAAAGAAUCCGUUGCUAAACCGACCACCACCGCCACCGCCUCAGUCAAGGCUGUCACUCAGCCCAGGAGAGGGAAAUUAAUGGAAGUAGGGUGUAGAUUGUUUGGAGCUUUUGCACAAUUCAGUACAUGUGAUCAACAAUGAAAUCUCUGCACAGCUUUAAUAAUAUUAGUAAAGAUGGAAAAAUUGGACAAAUGGAAACUUUUGUGUAAUAAAAAAUUCAGAAGUAGAAGGGAAUAUGGAGCAAUUGGCUUUGUAUGAUUUUCUCAGAAUUCCCACAAAAAAAGAGAGAGUUUGUUGUUAUUUUGUUAUAAUUACUGUAAUUACUAUAUAUCAAUUUUUUAAUUAA
Messenger RNA from Mercurialis annua (annual mercury), 1749 nucleotides. RefSeq names its product fasciclin-like arabinogalactan protein 16. The coding region runs from base 165 to 1544 and encodes 459 amino acids. The record is from RefSeq and is a predicted model, not a curated record. NCBI's taxonomy places the organism in Eukaryota, Viridiplantae, Streptophyta, Magnoliopsida, Malpighiales, Euphorbiaceae. The transcript is spliced from 3 exons.